GCGGCGGUUGCCAGGCGACGGGGCGCUUCCCUGGUUACGGUGGAUCCGGGGGGGGGAGGGACAGGAGAGCCGGGCAGGCAGCGAGAGCGGGAGGAUGAAGGAGAAGCGGUGCCUGUGCGAGAUUUGUACCUGCGGAAAAUUAAGGAUGGAAUUAGGGAGAACUAGAGCAACUCUGGAAGAGAAUGUUUAGUCUUUGUUAGGAAGUCCAUCCACUGACGGAAACAGGAAAGAUUAAUCAAAUGGAACACUACAGAACAGUUGACAAGAAACUGUCCCAGGAAUAAGCAAGAAAGUCCCAGGAGCUCUUCAUUCAGCAGACAGAGGCUUGCAGUAGUGUGAAAGGAUGAAAGAGGAAGACAAGGAGGAGGAUGACAUGCUGACUUACCUUUGAUGUUACAGUCCAACACAACAUCAAACUGAUCAUCUAGCAGCACCAGAGGCAAAUGCAGGCAGGAAAGAAGGUUACAUUUCUUCUGACUGUGCAGGCGCCAUCAUUGCCCUCAUAAAUCCACAAGGAUUUAUGAUACUGGAGGACAACCUUGCCUCAUGACGGAAUACAAUGACAAAUAUCUCCAGUAUGGCAAUGUCCCUCCACCCCAGAGUCUUAAGCCAAAGGAGGAGUACCAAGUACAUCAUGGAAGAAUGGAAGGAAUCACUACAUUUAAGUCUGAUUAUCUUCCAUACGAUGUUGUAAAUCGACCUCUUCGGGUACAAGAAGAGUAUAAACCAAGACCAGGAGAGAUUGAUCUUGGAACUACAUACAGAAGAGAUUAUAAUCCUCAUAAAAUACAACCAGUGACAUUAGUAAGACCUUUAGAAAGAAAACACAUUAAGGGAGGAAAAAUAGACACCAUACCAACCUAUCAAGAUGACUAUAGAUCAUGGGAAGUUCAAAGAAGGGAGCCAAAUAAAUUGGAACACACCUAUCAUCCCCCUACAGAAAAGUUUGGGAAUUCUACUACAUUUCAAGAUGACUUUGUUCCUAGGGAACUGAACCCCAGACAAAGCUUUAAGCCUCCAGGUGUGGCCAAACUUUCAGAUGUACCUUUUGAUGGUGUUACUAAUCAUCGCACUUCUUACAUCGCUCAUCAACUGGAACCAAAAUUUGUAAGACCAAAGGAAGAAUACAAGCCAAGCAGCCAACCCUUUGAAGAUCUCACAACCCACCGGAAUGAUUUUAAAGGGCUACUUGGAGAGUUUACAAAAAGCUGCAAGCCUGAAUAUACUAAAGUUGGGUCUAAUGCUCACUUUGAUGGAUGCAGUGAAUUCCGGGAUCGUUUUCAACCAUGGUCAGUCUCCUUGCCUGAGGCUCGCAAGAUAAGAGAUUAUGUUCCUCCUACAGGUAAUAUGGAUUUACACUCCACAAGCCAUCUUGAUUAUGUUCCGCACAUGAUCUGUCCUGCUGCCCCCAUAAGACCAGUUUCUUAUGGAAGAAGAAGUAAUGUCCCUUUCCAGGGGAACACCACAAUGAAGGAAGACUUUCAAGCUUGGGCCAGCUGUCGGCAAGAAAUUAUUAGAAGACAUCAGGAAAUUCCAAAGCCUACUGGAAAAUUUGAUGGAUUGACAACAUUCAAGUCUCACUAUAUACCACAUGAGAUAAUUCCAGUUCAGAGUUUCAAACCUCUACGUGUUGUAGUCCCUAGUUCAGCUCGUUUUGAAGAUGGAACCAUGUAUCGUACAGAGUAUACGCCAAAGAAACAAGAGAUCUGCCCAGCAAACUAUCCAUCUCCUCCAGGAUACGUCUUUGUAAACACAGAUUCUCGUGGUCACAAGUUCUUCCGCAGAGUUACUCCAGAAAUCAAUACAUUUUCCCAGUCAAAUGGUAAUCAUAUUCCAAAAGAAGUAGCUGUUACUUCAUAACUUUUAACUUUAGUA
Molecule: messenger RNA, 1875 nt
Organism: Mauremys reevesii (Reeves's turtle)
Lineage: Eukaryota; Metazoa; Chordata; Testudines; Geoemydidae
Gene: SAXO2
Product: stabilizer of axonemal microtubules 2
Exons: 6
Coding region: 547-1860 (437 amino acids)
Biological process (GO): microtubule anchoring
Cellular component (GO): ciliary basal body; centriole; axonemal microtubule
Molecular function (GO): microtubule binding
Source: RefSeq, a predicted model, not a curated record